CUACCCCAACUUUUUUGGAACUAUGUCACCUUUUAUUCGUCUUCUGAUUGGUCGAGAGCUCGAUCAUUUGCAAAAGUCAUAGACUAAACAACCGUACGGUCGUCGUUUGUUACUUUAUUGCAGACUAACAAAACUGUGCGACGCCUUCCGUGUCUUUCGACGACGACUGUUCUGCGGGACGGCCUUAUCGUUGCGCUUGGCGUGCACGUAGUCGUCAUCCUCACAUGACGCCACUUGUAAACGAAGAGUGGACGCCAAGGCGUCUUCCGAUGAGGCGAAGAGGGCGCGCUCGAAGGAACGGCCCGCGAUGGCGACCCGGCGGACCAAGGCGGUGUGCCGCAACCUUCCCCCGGACCUCCCAGAGUCUGCGUUCGUGCGCGCUCUCGCAGCGGAGGGGUUCGCGGGUCGAUACGGGUACUUGGACUACGCGCGUGGGGCUUGGAAGCAGAGGCUGCCGGUGCCGUCCGUGGCUUGGAUCCAAUUCGCCGACGAGCAGGCGCUGUUCGACUUUAGGGGCGCGUUCGGCGGCCGGAUCUUCCGCGCGGGCGAGAGGGACGAUGCCGAGGAGCGCGCCGGCGGCGAGUCCGCGACGGAAAACGCGGAGGGCGACGGCGAACCCGCGCCGGAGGAGGGGGCGCCCGCGGCGACGAAAAACACAGCUGUGCCCGAGGGGAUGGAGGAGUGGCGCGCGCGCGUCGAGUACGCGCCCAAUCAGAAGACGCCGCGGGGCAAGCAGCAUCGCGACAAGCGCGAGGGUACCAUCGGAAAGGACGCCGCGUACCUCCAGUUCGUGAAGGACCUGGAGGCGUCGAUGGAGGCGCCGCCGGCCCCGACGAUGACAGCGGAGCAGGCGCUGGAGCGAAGGGAAGCGGCGGAGCGCGCGGCCACGGGCAAAUCGGACUUUAAGGUAUCCGCGCUGCUGAGGUACGUCAUGGAGCAGAAGAAGAAGGAGAUGGACCAUCGAAAGGCCGCGAAGGCGGCGGCGAAGGCGGCGAAGGGCGGUAAGAAGGCCGCCGGCGCGGGAGCCAAGGACGCCAAGCCGAGCAGGAGAGACGCCAACAAGCGGAAAAAGGGAACAGCUGGCGCCCAAACACAGCCGGCGCCCAAGACCCUGCCGUCGCCGAAGCCCGCCCCGAGCGGCGCCUCCGACGGCAACAAGUCGAAGCAGGACGGCGGGGGGAAGAAACAUCCGCCGGAACCCGCGCAGCAGCGGAAGCCGACCGCGCCUGCCCCGGAGCCCAAGCAGGGCAAGGCUAAGGCGCUCAAGCAAAAGGCGCCGAGCAAGCCAAACAAGCCGCCGGCUCCCGACGGCGGGGGCGGGGCCAAGACCGCGGACGCCGCCGGCGCCGGGGGACGCGGCGGGGGCGCGGGGGCGGCGGGGGGACGCGGCGGGGGACGCGGCGGGCGCGGGGGGCGCGGCGGCGGGGGGAAGUCGAAGCCGAAGUCCAACGUGCAGGUGUUCAGGAGCGACAGCUAG
Molecule: messenger RNA, 1477 nt
Organism: Micromonas commoda
Lineage: Eukaryota; Viridiplantae; Chlorophyta; Mamiellophyceae; Mamiellales; Mamiellaceae
Exons: 2
Coding region: 308-1477 (389 amino acids)
Biological process (GO): positive regulation of translation; nuclear-transcribed mRNA catabolic process, nonsense-mediated decay
Cellular component (GO): cytoplasm; nucleolus
Molecular function (GO): mRNA binding
Source: RefSeq, a predicted model, not a curated record